Arabidopsis thaliana (thale cress) is the source of this 249-nucleotide messenger RNA. Its product is annotated as inhibitor/lipid-transfer protein/seed storage 2S albumin superfamily protein, putative (DUF784). The coding region runs from base 1 to 249 and encodes 82 amino acids. NCBI's taxonomy places the organism in Eukaryota, Viridiplantae, Streptophyta, Magnoliopsida, Brassicales, Brassicaceae. The record is from RefSeq and is marked reviewed. The transcript has a single exon.
AUGGCUAAAUUUAACUCUCAGAUUACUACGCUAUUCAUUGUUGUAGCUUUGGUGUGUGCAUUUGUUCCAGCUUUCUCAGUCGAAAAAGCUGAAGCAAAUUUAUUGUGGAAUAAUUGUCUUGUUAAAAUCACUCCUAAGUGUGCGUUAGAUAUAAUUGCUGCUGUCUUCGAAAAUGGAACAAUGUCUGAUCCUUGUUUGCAGAGAUUACUUAGAGAUAUAAGCUACUCAUCGAGUGUUUGUAGAGAUUGA